Onychostruthus taczanowskii (white-rumped snowfinch) is the source of this 4041-nucleotide messenger RNA. RefSeq names its product tudor domain containing 9 (gene TDRD9). Gene Ontology annotation, cellular component: intracellular anatomical structure. NCBI's taxonomy places the organism in Eukaryota, Metazoa, Chordata, Aves, Passeriformes, Passeridae. Gene Ontology annotation, molecular function: ATP binding; RNA binding. Bases 1 to 4041 code for a protein of 1346 amino acids. The record is from RefSeq and is a predicted model, not a curated record. The transcript is spliced from 36 exons.
AUGCUGCGGAAACUCACCGAGGGCCAGGGCCGGGACUGGUUCACCGUCGGCGGGGCCGUCACUGCCGUCGAGCUCCUGGGCGAGGAAGCGCGGGUCGGCCGCCCUGGCGCUUCUCCCCGCCAUCCCACACAGCAGCCACUGACGGGACUACCUAUCUCAGAGAACAUUGGAACUGAAUAUGCUAAAAAAUACAGACAAACGGAAGAACAAGAGCUGAAUGUAGCUGGAAAUUGUCAGCUUGUCUAUAAACCAGGUACUUCAUUGUCUCAGUGUGAACCAAGUGAUUCAAUUUCUGUACCAAUAAGUAAGUGUAAAUAUUUGGAUAUGCCUACAGCCAAACACAGGGAAAAGAUAGUGUCUCUCAUACAAAACAACUCAGUUGUGGUUGUGGAAGGAGCAACUGGCAGUGGAAAGAGCACCCAGAUUCCCCAGUAUAUUUUGGAUUAUUGCAUGAGCCGGUCUCUGCCCUGCAACAUUGCUGUGACCCAGCCUCGGAAAAUCAGCGCCAGCAGCCUUGCCAGGUGGAUUAGCAAGGAAAGGUCAUGGAGGCUUGGUGGAGUUGUAGGAUACCAGUUAAGUUUAGAGAACGUUUCGACAAAGGAGACAAGGUUGCUGUACAUGACAACUGGAGUUCUUCUUCAGAAAAUCGUUUCUGCCAAGAGCCUAACUCCGUUCACACACAUUUUCAUUGAUGAAGUGCAUGAGCGUACAGAAGAAAUUGAUUUCUUGCUCUUGGUGACCCGUAAACUGUUGUGUACAAAUUCACAGUCUGUAAAGAUAAUAUUGAUGUCUGCUUCUAUCAACUCUAAAGAAUUAGCUGAUUACUUUGCACUUCCACUUCAUAAUGGCUUGAAUCCAGUCUGCAUAUUUAAGGUGGAAGGCAGACCUUUUGCAGUUGAAGAAUACUAUCUUGAUGAUUUGAAGGACAUUUUUGAUUUACAGUUUCAUCGUGAGAGCCUUGGGGAUCCAGUGAUGGAACCGAAAAUGUACCAAGUGGCAAUGUCUCUGAUUCAGUCAUUUGAUGAGUUGGAAAAGAGCAAUAGGGAGAAAAAGAGCUGGAGUGGCACAUUGGAACGUGGCAGCGUGCUUGUGUUUUUGCCAGGUUUAGGUGAAAUAAGAUACAUGCACUCAUGCCUCUCAGAUAAAUAUCAAAGGUGGCAAGUCUACCCACUUCAUGCAUGUGCAACAUUGGAGGAACAAAGUAAAGUAUUUUCAGCUACAGUUCCUGGCUACAGAAAAGUUAUUCUAGCUACCAAUGUAGCUGAGAGCUCUGUAACAGUUCCUGAUGUUAAGUAUGUGAUAGAUUUCUGCUUAACUAAAAUUUUGUUUUGCGAUAAGGAAACUAAUUACCAAAAUUUGAGGCUUUGCUGGGCAUCUAAGACAAACUGUAAUCAAAGAAAAGGUCGUGCUGGACGUGUUUCCAAAGGCUAUUGUUACAGGCUCAUACGCAAGGACUUCUGGGCAGACUGUAUUCCAGAGAAGUCAGAACCUGAGAUGCUGCAUUGUCCAUUAGGAUCUACAGUCUUAAAAUUAAAGAAGCUUGAUAUGGGGGAACCAAAAGCCUUGCUGGCAACAGCUCUUUCUCCACCCAGUGUAGCUGACAUUGAACGUACAAUACUUCAGCUGAAAGAGCUUGGAGCACUUACAACCUCUGUGCGAACAGAAGAUGAUCUGCAUGAUGGUGAGCUGACUUUCUUAGGAACGAUAUUGACACAGUUGCCAGUGGACCUGCAUCUUGGAAAACUGAUAGUCCUUGGGCAUGUCUUUGGUUGCUUAGAGGAAUGCCUCAUUAUAGCUGCAACACUGUCUUCGCGGAAUUUUUUUGCAGUACCUUUCAAAAAGCAUGUUGAUGCAUACAGGAAAAAAAUGUUUUUUGCUGGGAAUAGUAGGAGUGACUGUAUUGCAAUUCUGAAUGCAUUUAGGGCAUGGCAGGCCUUCAAAGAAAAAGGGAAGCUGAGAAAUCCCAAGGAAGAGCUUGAGUGGGGUCGAUCUAAUUGUGUUCAUAUAAACAAGAUCAAAGAGGUGGCAGAGUUAUUUCACAACUUGAAAAGGAGAGUCAGUGCGUUUAACAUGCAUGUUAAAGCUCAGCCAUCUCCUGUGGACCAGGAAUAUGUGUGCAAACAACGCUUCAUCUUGCAGGUGGUAAUAGCUGGUGCUUUCUAUCCGAACUACUGUACUUUUGGAAAAUAUAAUGAAGAAAUUGCCAUGAAAGACCUUGCUGGCAAGGAUCCAAAAACCACUGUAAUGCUGAAGAACAUUCCUCCCUAUGGAUAUAUAUACCAUAAACAGUUGCAGUCAAUGCUUAGACAGUGUGGGCAGGUAAAAUCUAUUUCAUACAAUGGAUCAAGGGCUUUUGUGGAGUUCUCCCGUAAUCCAAAGGAGGUUUUUAAGGUUCUUCCUGAAGUGUACCUGGCAGUCAAGAUGUCACAGCUGAAGAUUCCUUUUGAGCUGUGUGUUCAUCAUCCAGAGGAUAUCAGAAGACAAGUGCAAGGUGCAGGAGCUGCAGGUUUGGAAUUUCUAAGAGUAAAUGUGGAUUGUCAGAAGCAGACAGUGGAGCCUGUGAAAAUCUUAUUUGGUGAUUUGCAAAUGUCAAAGAUGAUCCCAAGUCGUUUUCUGUCCAUCAGGGUAACGGAGGUAGUAGAAGUUGGACACUUCUGGGGUUACAGGACAGAUGAAAAAAACACAGCCGUACUCCGGGCUCUAGGUGCUGAGAUUGACUAUCAGAACCUGAUGGAUUUAGCAGUGCCUCCCUGUGUAGAUGUGCUUUGUCUGGCACCAUUCACUUAUCUGGGAAAGAGAGGAUACUACAGAGCUCACGUUCUGUAUGUUCAUGGGGAUCUUGCUGAGGUUUUUUUUGUGGAUUAUGGCAAUAGAUCAGAAGUGCCGUUAAAUAAACUAAAAGAGAUUCCAAGGUGUCUUCAGGGCCUUCCUUUCCAGGCUUUAGAGUUCAAGAUCUGCAAGAUGUGUCCCUCUGCCAGAUCCCUGGUGUGUGGGGAGCCGUGGAGCUGCAGUGCCAGCCAGAGAUUUGCCUCUCUGGUCAGCGGCUGCACUCUGCUGGUGGAGGUUUAUUCCCUCGUGCACGGCGUGCUGCACGUGGACGUGUUCCGGCACUCGGGCCGCAGGGGCCUGGUGAACAUUCGGGACGUGCUCAUCGAGGAGUGUCACGCUGACCUGGCAGAGGAGUCACACGAGUCACAGCAAAGCCAUGAUUUGCUCAAGGAAUUAUUUUUGGAUGGAGCAAAGAAGGAAGAGCAGAUGCCUGUAUCUGCAAGACAGGAAGAAAAGUGUCUCAUUGAAAAAUUGUUGAACUCCUUUUCUGAAAAGAAAUCUGAUGCACCAACCCAUAAGGUAACAGUUUGUGGUCCGUUCAGUCCUUACCAGUUGAAAUGCUACAGUCUGACCAAAAUAUCCCAAUUCAGAAAUGUUUUCAUACAUAAGGACAGCAUAAACUCCAUUGUUGUCCAUGAUGGUGCAGAAGAUCCCUUUCAGCAGCUCUUGGUCGCCACUGAUGUAUCAGUAACUGCAGCUGGGUGUGUGAUUUUAGGUGAAACAUCUUUGAUGCCUCCCAUUCAUGGCCUGCUUGCACUCCUCAGUAUGCUGUUUGCUCCUGCAAUAGAACUCAGAGUUGAUAAAAGUGGGAAGUAUUUUACUGGUGUUCUGUGUGGUUUGGGUUGGAAUCAGACAUCUGGGGCUCCGCUGUUUCCAGCAAAUGAUAUGGAGGUGACAUUUGAUGUGCAUUUUGGACUGGAGGACAUAACAGAGAUAAACAGUCUGAGGACAGCCAUGAAUAAGCUGCUCUGUGAGCAAGCACUGCAUUCUGGGCAAGAGCAAGUGGCACAGCUGCAGGAGGAUAUUCGUCAGAAGCUUCUAUGUUUAAUCUGCAAAUCAAAGCCUCGAGACAUAAUUGAUCCUAUCUGGUAUGAGAAGCCAUAUGCAUGGAAUCAGGUGGAUUCUCAGUGCAUUAUUGACGAGUCUGAAAAGCAGCAUGGAAGAGGAAAUCUUGUUUAUCAGCUCCACAAGCUUGUUUUGUUGAAUGAUUAA